UAUAAUGAAAGUGGGUGAUAUUCCUAAUGAAGUCUAUAAUAGAAGAAACCAAGUGCAUCGUUUAGUGGAAAUGGAAGAAAUGAAUCUUAAGGACAAUGAAAAUAUUAAUUAACCAUUAGUAAAUGAAGAGAGUUUAAAACAACCUCUAAAAUAACCACAAUAAGAACCUGUUGGUUGUUUGGCAAGGAUAUUCGGAAUGUCUAAAUCCAAACCAUAACAAAAAGAAGAAGAAUACAAACCAACUGAAUUGAAGGAUCAUUAUGAUCUAUAUGAUGAAGAUUGGUUUACUGACUAAAAGAACAUUAUCUUAUAAUCAUAAGAAACAGCUACUCCUGAUGGAAAACAAGAAAUAAUUCAUAUCAUUUGUCCAGAUGAUACAAUAGAAGGAUUGGAAUUAUAAUAUGGAGUGCCUGCAUGUAGAAUACGGACUUAUAAUAACUUAUAAACAAAUGAUAUUUUUUAUCUGAAGAAGUUGAUCAUCCCUAAUCCAACAAGUGACUAUAAAAAAUAAGAUGUGUAAAUAUUAAUAUUGAAUUAGUGAUAUAGAAAAGUAUAUGUAAGAAUUGAAAAUCGGACUUUUCUUAGAUUAAGUGUGCUAACCAGAAGAUAAGAGUCGCAAAGUUGCAGUGUAUCUAAUAUUAUCACAUUAGAUUUUACUUGGAUAUGAAUAAUUGGAAUUACCAAAAGGCGGCUCUAGAGUAUAUAGAGGAUUACAAAUUCGAAUUGCUAUAAAAAUAAGCCAAGAAAACAUCUACUCCUAAAGGUUAAUAGUGAUUGAAUUUUAAG
Molecule: messenger RNA, 786 nt
Organism: Paramecium octaurelia
Lineage: Eukaryota; Ciliophora; Oligohymenophorea; Peniculida; Parameciidae
Source: the annotation of a GenBank genome assembly